CUAAUUGAUCGGAGCUUGUCCACAUCUCUGCCAUUGUUGCCGAAUCCGAAGCUUUCCUAUCUUCUUCUCCUUCUUUCUCGGAGAUUCUCGUCUCAGCUGUAGAUUGUAACUUAGGUUUCUCUCUUAUCGAUUUGUAAUUCAAUCUAUCGAUUGCUGUAAUGCUCUGUUCUAUUUAUCGAUUUUUGAAUUAGGGCAAUUCCUCGUAGUUUCUUUCGAUUCGUGUAUUGAUUAUAGUCCCCCAAGAUGGAGAAUUCGCGUAGACCGUUUGAUAGAUCCAGAGAUCCGGGGCCGAUUAAGAAACCCAGGCUCAGCGACGAACCAAUCCGGCAGCUUCAGUCGCAGAGACCGCUCGGUGGUGCCGCGGCGUCGUCGUCGUCAAGGUUUCGAGCUGGUGGUGGUGGGAGAGAAGCGGAGAGUAGUAGCGAGGCGUAUGAGCCGCAACUGGUUCAUCCGCAUUACGAGCUUGUGAAUCAGUAUAAGUCGGCUUUAUCCGAGCUCACGUUCAACUCGAAGCCGAUAAUUACGAACCUGACGAUAAUCGCUGGGGAGAAUGUUCAUGCUGCAAAGGCCGUCGUGUCCACCAUUUGCAAUAACAUCAUAGAGGUACCAAGUGAUCAGAAGCUGCCAACGUUGUACCUGUUGGACAGCAUUGUGAAGAACAUUGGAAGAGAUUACAUUAAGUACUUUGCUGCCAGGCUGCCUGAGGUAUUUGUUAAGGCCUAUAGACAAGUUGACCCUCCUAUGCGUUCUAACAUGCGGCAUCUUUUUGGAACCUGGAAAGGAGUCUUUCAUCCGCAAAUACUUCAGCAAAUUGAGAAAGAACUUGGCUUUAAUGCUAGAAGUGAUGGCUCAGCAGCUGCUGUUACCACUGGCAGAACUGAUCUGCAAUCUCAGCGACCACCAAAUAGCAUCCAUGUGAAUCCCAAAUAUCUAGAAAGGCAACGCCUCCAACAGUCAGGGCGGACAAAAGUAAUGGUUACGGAUGUCCCUGAUAUCGCAUCCAAUUUGACUAGGGAUCCAGAUAGACUGGAGAGAGUUUCAAGCACAGCUUCUGGAGGCUUGUGGGCAGGUCCAGCUAAAGUGAAUACCAUUCGACGACCUCAGAAAGACUCACUCAGUGAACCCCUCUACGAGAAGGAUAUGGAGUCAAUAUCAGAGGAAUAUGAAUAUGCUUCUGAUCUACCGCACAAUUCUAGAUCAGUGGUUAAGAAAGUUGGUCCUAGGAUUACUGAUGAUGGGAGUGGAAAACAAUGGUACGAAGCUAUGAGCAGGGGUCCUGAUCUGAUUUCGGACCAGAGGGAAGGGUUACACACCAAAAGCAGAGUUUCUAACUACGCAACUGCGAGACUUGAAAAUUCGGAAUCAAGUGGUCCCAGUAGAAAUAUAGGCGUGCCUUAUGAUAGUUGGAAAAACUCCGAGGAAGAAGAGUUUAUGUGGGACAUGCAUUCAAGGGUAUCCGAAACAGAUGUGGCCACUAUCAACCCGAAGAUUGAAUUUCAGGCUUCAGAUGAAUCAGAGAGACUGGAAUCUAAAAAUCACCUCUUAAAACGGCCAAGGUAUUCAGCUGUCGAUCCAAGGCUUGAUCCGGUGAAUUCUUAUUCCAGAGAGCAAAAAGAUUCAAGUAUUCUUGGCCCUUGGACGUCUUCUCCUAGAUCUUUGCAUGAUUCAGAAGUUUUUCCUUCUAUUAGUGCAGCCUCAAAUGCAGCUAGAAAGGGAAUUCAGCCUCAAUCUAGGAUUGCUAGCUCUGGAAUUUUGCCAAUCUCAGGACCUGUGUCAGAUAAACAGUCGAAACAGAAUGUGAGCAAGCAAGAUUCUGGAAGAGCUCACUCCCUCACUCAACGUGAUCCUAGGGCUUCCCGGUUUCCAGCAAAAUCUCAAAGUGAAUCCGUGCGGCCCUUAUCUUCAAGUAGCCAGUUUAAGAACACGAAUACGCUUGAACUGCCCGAUUCAUCUCUAGUUGAAAAGUUUGACUCUAAGUCAACAGCUGAAAAUACUCGAGGACAAGCCAACAUGAAUGAUUUGUUGGCAGCUGUCAUGAAGAGUGGAAUCCUUUCUAAUAAUGCAACUUGUGGUGGAAGCAAGGAGGAGAUGUCUCAAAACGGGGCUGACCCAAGGGCACUAACCCUGUCAGCAGUGUCUAAGGAUAAGACUUUGCCAACUUCAGCCGCUGGCGCAGUGUCACUUACUGAUGUCACAUCAGCACAGACCUCAAAAGAGAAGAGUAAGGCCUCAGAUCCUAUUUCGUCCCUCUUGAGCUCCUUAGUUUCAAAGGGCUUGAUAUCUGCUUCAAAGACGGAGCUGCCAUCUCUCGCUCAAUGUGCGGCUCCUUCCGUUUCACAGGACCAUAGUCCUGAUCAUUCUACCAGUAGUUCUAUGUCUGUGGUUCCAUCAGAUGCUCAGCCAGUGGUUUUGGUGAAGAAGGAUCCUUCCACUGCCCCGAAGGUAGCACCAGUGGAAACAGCAAAACCGGAACCUGAAAACCUCAUAGGAUUGAAGUUCAGAGCAGAUAAAAUCCGUGAACUUCACCCCUCGGUGAUUAGUAGUCUCUUUGAUGACCUUCCACAUCUCUGCACCUCCUGUGGCGUUCGCCUUAAGCAAAAGGAAGAACUUGACAGGCACGUGGAGGAGCUGCACGAUAAGAAGAAGCUCGAGUUAAGUGGCGCGAACAGUAAAUGUAGGGUUUGGUUUCCAAAGGCUGAUGACUGGAUAGCAGAGAAAUCUAGAGAGCUAGAACCUGAAUAUGAGGAAGUUCUGAGUGAAUCCGAGAGUGCUGGUGAGGAUGCUCCCGCCGUAGCUGCUGAUGAGAACCAGAGCGCAUGUAUAUUAUGUGGAGAGAUGUUUGAGGACUAUUUCAGUCAAGAAAUGGAUCAAUGGAUGUUCAAAGGAGCUUCUUACCUUGCCAUUCCUCCGGACGAGAGUGAGGCCAAUGGACCGAUCGUCCAUGCAGCUUGUUUGACCAAGAGUUCUUUACCGGGCUUGGGUGUUGGGAAUGCAAUCAAACAGGAAAUGAUUGAGUAGCCUCCAUAUGAAGGUCAAAGGAACAUGUGCUGGAGGAAGCGGUGGCAUCACAGGGGAAACAGGUUUGGUCGAUUUCACGUGAUGCUAGUUUUGUAGAAAAGUGUCAUGCUUCGAGUUGAGGAAAAAAGAAAGAUGUGCAGUAUUAAAAAAUGAGAAAGAAAUAUAUGCUUUUGUCUCUACUUUUCAUUCUAUACAAAAUACAAAAGAGCAAAGAGGCCUUCCUAAUAUUGCACAUUCCAGAUUCUAUGCCU
Messenger RNA from Brassica oleracea var. oleracea, 3269 nucleotides. Its product is annotated as polyadenylation and cleavage factor homolog 4-like. Lineage: Eukaryota; Viridiplantae; Streptophyta; Magnoliopsida; Brassicales; Brassicaceae. The transcript is spliced from 7 exons. Bases 244 to 3018 code for a protein of 924 amino acids. Gene Ontology annotation, cellular component: cytoplasm; mRNA cleavage factor complex. The record is from RefSeq and is a predicted model, not a curated record. Gene Ontology annotation, molecular function: mRNA binding; RNA polymerase II complex binding. Gene Ontology annotation, biological process: termination of RNA polymerase II transcription.